AUGUCCUUGAAGCAGGAAAUCGAAACAUGGGUGCUGGCUCUGGAAUACUACGACAACCAGCAAUAUGAAGAGGCCAUUCAAGUCUUCGAUGGUAUCGCGGAUACCUCCAAGAUUCUCUUCAACUGCGGUGUUAUCUGCGCUACGUUGGGAGAACACGAACGAGCAGUCGAGUGCUAUCAACGUGCUGUUGGACUAGACCAAUACCUUGCUAUUGCCUAUUUCCAGGAAGGCGUCUCGAACUUCCUUCUGGGUGAUUUCGAGGAGGCAUUGGCUAAUUUCAACGAUACCCUGCUCUACCUUCGAGGUAACACAUCUAUUGACUACGAGCAGCUGGGCCUCAAGUUCCGUCUCUUCUCUUGCGAGGUGCUUUUCAAUCGGGGUCUAUGCUACAUCUACCUCCAGCAGAUGGGUCUGGGUCUCCAAGAUCUCGAGUUCGCCUCGAAGGAGAAGGUUACACAGGACCACGACGUGAUCAACGAUGCGAUCCGUGAAAGGGCAGAGGGUUACACUGUCUUCUCCAUCCCCGUCGGGGUAGUCUACCGACCAAACGAAGCCAAAGUCAAGAACCUGAAGACCAAAGACUACUUAGGAAAAGCAAGAUUGAUUGCCGCCUCUGACAGAAGUAACACCCCCAUGGCACUUAGCCGCCAGCAUUCCGAGCCACCCCUGAACCGCAGUCUCUUCCCACCAACACCCCCACCAGACACAGACAAGUCCAGCACGCAUAGCUCGAAUAAUAGCCAAGGAGGCACACUACCAGCAGGUCGAUCCGCGUCUGUCCGCGCAGCACGUCCCCCGCGACUGGACCUGGAUCGGCCUGGUGCCAAUGUUAGUGGCGGCCGGCCAAAUGGUAAUGAAGCGAGCGAAAAGCCACGGAUUGGAACUACGCGCGCGGCAUCUGAGACGAGAGGACAAUUCGCCCGACAAGAGCAGCAAUCACGAGGGUUAUAUAUCCAGAACAUGGGACGACAACCCGGGCACUGGGAAUCAACGGGGCAUAGGCGAGGGAUGAGCGAUACAGGGUAUAUGCCACCGAUGGAAGACGGAUAUACAGAAGAUCCCUACGGUCACUAUGCACCAGCCCGUCAAUCUCUAGUCAUGAGCACUGGCGGCCAAUCUCGAAGAAUGAUGCCACGCCAACAGAUCCAACAAUACAUCGACGAAGAAGAAGAAUACGCCAGCGACGCUUGCGAAGAGGAGGACGCCGCCUUCAACAACGAAGAGUUCGAGAUAGUAGGUGCCUUAAGGCAACGCGGACAUGCACCAAAUACCCGAGUCUCGCGGCGGAGCUACACGCGGCGCCCCGAAAUCAACAAAUUUCGCAUCAAGGUCCACGCACUGGAAGAUAAGCGGUAUAUUAUGGUUGGACCAACAAUCCAGAUUGCGGAGUUCGAGAAAAGGAUCCGCGAUAAGUUUGGGUUCCAGUCACCGUUGAAGUUGAAGAUGCGGGAUGAUGGGGAUAUGGUCUCGAUGGUGGAUCAGGAGGAUCUGGAUUUGCUCUUGAUAUCGGCGAAGGAAUUUGCUCGACGGGAAGGGAGUGAGAUUGGAAAAACGGAGAUCUGGGUGGAGGUGUUGUCUAUGAUUUGA
Molecule: messenger RNA, 1587 nt
Organism: Aspergillus chevalieri
Lineage: Eukaryota; Fungi; Ascomycota; Eurotiomycetes; Eurotiales; Aspergillaceae
Product: putative PB1 domain protein
Exons: 5
Coding region: 1-1587 (528 amino acids)
Molecular function (GO): protein binding
Source: RefSeq, a predicted model, not a curated record